Guyanagaster necrorhizus is the source of this 1338-nucleotide messenger RNA. RefSeq names its product ARM repeat-containing protein. NCBI's taxonomy places the organism in Eukaryota, Fungi, Basidiomycota, Agaricomycetes, Agaricales, Physalacriaceae. Gene Ontology annotation, cellular component: cytosol. Gene Ontology annotation, molecular function: protein kinase regulator activity. Gene Ontology annotation, biological process: cellular response to amino acid starvation; regulation of translation. The transcript is spliced from 8 exons. Bases 1 to 1338 code for a protein of 445 amino acids. The record is from RefSeq and is a predicted model, not a curated record.
AUGUUUGAAGGCUACUUAGGCAGUCCUAGUCCAUCCACGGAAGCGGUUGUCCUCCUUUUCGGUCGUGUCGCACGCCAUCUUGAUCGCGCUGAUCCACGCAUCCCUAAAAUUGUUGACAGACUUAUCGAGGCACUCAAAACUCCGGCCGAACAAGUGCAGAUAGCUGUUUCGGAUUGCCUUUCACCUCUCGUCACCGAUUUGGUGAAUGCUUCGAAAUACGCAGCCCGUCGUGGUGCAGCAUAUGGUUCGACAGGUGUCAUCAAGGGUACAGGGAUUGCAGCAGCAGUGAAGGAGUUCAAUGUGAUCAAUCAUUUGCGGGCAGCUACAGAGGACAAGAAGAGAUAUGAGCCUCGCCAGGGUACGAUGUUCGCCUUCGAAAUGCUGUCCAGUUCAUUGGGGUGGCUUUUUGAACUUUCGUCGGCAAUGGUGGUUCCUAUUCUCAAACGAGGUCUACGCGAGCAUGGUGCGUCUACCAAGAAGAAAGCGGCACAGAUCGUAGAUAACCUGGCGUCGUUGACAGACUCGCGAGACUUCAUCCCAUAUCUACCCGUACCGGAAGCGAGAGCUACAGCUGCCAAAACGUUGGGAACGUUAGUAGAACAGCUGGGUGAGAGCCACUUGCCCGACCUCGUACCUGGACUUCUGCGGACUCUGAAAAUGGAUACAUCUGGUGUGGGCCGACAAGGCGCCGCUCAAGGACUGAGUGAAGUUUUGUCCGGUCUCGGAAUGGAGCGUCUCGAAGGAUUACUUCCGGAUAUCAUCGCGAACGCGCAACCUCCUAGAGCUACCAUUCGAGAAGGCUUCAUGUCGUUAUUGGUGUACCGACCAGCCACUUUCGGAAUGCGCUUCCAGCCUCAUCUACCGAAGAUCAUUACUCCGAUACUGAGCGUCCGAGAGAUACUUCCCGAACUGAUCAGUCAAACAAUUGUUCUUAUAUCUAGUGAUGGGUUUGAGCAACAAGAGGUAUGGAAAAUUCCAUCGACGCUCAACGAGAAGACCACGAAGAUGACAUCGUAUCCAUGGUUCGCGUGUCCUUGGUCGACGACCAGGCUAACAUUCGAUCCGCGGCGGCUAAAGCGUGGCACCGCAUUGCAGGCGCUUAAGGAGGUCAUGAAUGUCAGCAGUACGAGCGGCGACUGUGUUCCCGGUGAUGAAGAGCUUUUAUCUUCAGCGGAUGAGGCGACUCGUGCAUUGUUCAGGUCAAUCAAUGACAAUGAAGGGUUGAACACUCAUGAUGGUGCUCUUGGGAUGGUCGGUGUAUCAUCGGUCGAAGCACGAUACCCCCAGACGGCGAAAGGGCGCAUACAAGUUCUUCUCCAUCUCCUGCGAAGAGACUAA